CCAGUGUUUGUGUUGGAAAAUCCAACUGCGCCACGGGGCGGAGCGGCCCCCCCAGCCCUAGCCUGGGAGAGGGGGGGCCCGCUCGACCCCCAGGAGACCCUGGGGAGCCUGAAUACCUGGGACCCCCCAGAACCAGGUUCCCCCUAGACAUCAUGGCAGCCCUAUAGCACUACCCACCUCACAGUGGUCUGCUGCACCCCACCAUUGGGGCACUGGUUCCGAUGAGACUGGGCACACCAAACUCCAUUUGGCUGUUACUGAGGCGGAGACACGGGUGAUGAUUGGCCUUCUGGGGAGAGAGGAAGUCCUGUGAUUGGCCAGAUCUCUGGAGCUCGCUGACGCAGUGAGGGGACGCUCCCACGGAGUCCGGAAUUGGCUUUGAAAGACUAGGGGCUGCCAUCUGGGGACAGUGGGCACACACUUGUUAGAGCAGCUGGAGUGGGACCAUCAUCCCAGAGAGCUGGGGCAGGGGGCUGUGCCCGAUCUCCAGGGCUCCUGGGGCCACUGCUGACCUGGCUGGAUGCAUCGGGCAGUGGACCCUCCAGGGGCCCGCGCUGCACGGGAAGCCUUUGCCCUUGGGGGCUUGAGCUGUGCUGGGGCUUGGAGCUCCUGCCCACCCCAUCCUCCUCGUAGCGCAUGGCUGCCUGGAAGCAGAUGUUCAGCCAGCAUUGGGCAGCACCCGCUCCCUGCCCCUUUACCCCCUUCACAUGGCAGUAGCUCUGGGCACCCCAGCAAACCAUAUUAUGCUCCAGGGACGCCCACCCCAAGACCCCUCCAUGGGAAGCUGGAAUCUCUGCAUGGUUGUGUGCAGGCACUGCUCCGGGAGCCAGCCCAGCCAGGGUUGUGGGAACAGCUUGGGCAGCUGUACGAGUCAGAGCAUGACAGCGAGGAGGCCAUACGUUGCUAUCACAGUGCCCUUCGAUAUGGAGGAAGCUUUGCUGAACUUGGGCCCCGCAUUGGCCGACUGCAGCAGGCCCAGCUCUGGAACUUUCAUGCUGGCUCCUGCCAGCACCGAGCCAAGAUUCUGCCCCCACUGGAGCAAGUGUGGAACUUGCUACACCUUGAGCACAAGCGAAACUAUGGGGCUAAGCGAGGGGGUCCCCCAGUGAAGCGAGCUGCUGAACCCCCAGUGGUACAACCUAUGCCCCCUGCAGCACUCUCAGGCCCCUCAGGGGAGGAGGGCCUUAGUCCUGGAGGCAAGCGCAGGAGAGGCUGCAGCUCUGAACAGACUGGCCUUCCCCCAGGGCUGCCACUCCCUCCACCACCACUACCACCACCACCCCCACCGCCACCGCCACCACCACCUCUGCCUGGCUUGGCUACCAGUCCCCCAUUUCAGUUGACCAAGCCAGGACUGUGGAAUAGCCUGCAUGGAGAUGCCUGGGGCCCCGAGCGCAAGGGUUCAGCACCCCCAGAGCGCCAGGAACAGCGGCACCCGCUGCCUCACCCAUAUCCAUACCCAGCUCCAGCCUACACCGCGCAUGCCCCCAGCCACCGGCUGGUCCCAGCCACUCCCCCAGGCCUGGGCCCCCGCCCCCCAGGAGCAGAGAGCCAUGGCUGCCUGCCUACCACCCGUCCCCCCGGAAGUGACCUUAGAGAGAGCAGAGUUCAGAGGUCGCGGAUGGACUCCAGUGUUUCACCAGCAGCAACUACCACCUGCGUGCCUUAUGCCCCUUCCCGGCCCCCUGGCCUCCCCGGCACCACCACCACCACCACCAGCAGCAGUAGCAGCAGCAGCAGCAGCAGCAGCAGCUCCGGUCUCCGGGGCAUGGAGCCGAGCCCAGGCAUUCCUGGCGCUGACCAUUACCAAACUCCUGCACUGGAGGUCUCUCCUCACCAGGGCCGCCUGGGGUCCUUGGCACACAGCAGUCGGAAACCAUUCUUGGGGGCUCCUGCUGCCACUCCCCAUCUGUCCCUACCACCUGGGCCCCCAUCAUCUCCCCCACCCCCCUGUCCUCGCCUCUUACGCCCUCCCCCACCCCCUUCCUGGUUGAAGGGCCCGGCCUGCCGGGCAGCACGAGAGGAUGGAGAGAUCUUAGAGGAGCUCUUCUUUGGGGCUGAAGGACCCUCCCGUCCCCCCCCUCCGCCCCCUCCUCCUCCGCUUCCUCCGCCUCCUCCCCCCCCACCCCUCCCCCACCGUGAGGGCUUCUUGGGGCCUCCGGCUCCCCGCUUUUCUGUGGGCACUCAGGAUUCGCACACCCCUCCCACUCCCCCAGCCACCAGCAGCAGCAGCAGCAGCAGCGGCAACAAUGGCAGCCACAGCAGUAGUCCCACUGGGCCUGUGCCCUUCCCCCCACCUCCCUAUCUAGCCAGAAGUAUGGACCCCCUUCCCCGGCCACCUAGCCCCACACUGAGCCCCCAGGACCCACCUCUCCCACCUCUGACUCUUGCCCUUCCUCCAGCACCUCCCUCCUCUUGCCACCAAAAUACCUCAGGAAGUUUCAGGCGCUCGGAGAGCCCCCAGCCCAGGGUCUCCUUCCCAAAGACCCCCGAGGUGGGGCCAGGGCCACCCCCAGGCUCCCUGAGUAAAGCCCCCCAACCUGUGCCGCCUGGGGUUGGGGAGCUGCCUGCCCGAGGCUCUCGACUCUUUGAUUUUCCCCCAACCCCACUGGAGGACCAGUUUGAGGAGCCAGCCGAGUUUAAGAUCCUACCUGAUGGGCUGGCAAACAUCAUGAAGAUGCUGGAUGAGUCCAUUCGAAAGGAGGAGGAGCAGCAGCAACAGGAGGCAGGCGUGGUCCCCCCGCCCCCGCCCCCACCCCCGCUGAAGGAGCCCUUUGCAUCUCUGCAGCCUCCAUUCCCCAGUGACACCACCCCACCCACCACCACCACCACCACCACCGCCGCUGCUGCCACGACCACCACCACCAUGACCACCACCACCACCCAGGAAGAGGAGAAGAAGCCACCACCAGCCCUGCCACCACCACCGCCUCUAGCCAAGUUCCCCCCUCCCCUGCAGCCACAGCCACCCCCACCCCCACCUCCACCACCAGCCAGUUCGGCCAGCCUGCUCAAAUCCUUGGCCUCCGUGCUGGAGGGACAAAAGUACUGUUACCGGGGGACUGGAGCGGCCGUUUCCACCCGCCCUGGGCCCUUGCCCACCACUCAGUAUUCCCCUGGUCCCCCAUCAGGUGCUACCACCCCACCACUCACUUCAGUUUCCCCCAGCGCCCAGGGCUCCCCACAGCCCUCUGCUUCCUCGUCAUCUCAGUUCUCUACCUCAGGCGGGCCCUGGGCCCAGCAGCUCAGGGCCGGUGAAGAGCCAGCCCCAGGCCCCUCUACCCCCGCCCAGCUGUCCCCACCCCUGCCACCACCCCCUGCUCGCUCUGAGUCUGAGGUGCUAGAAGAGAUCAGUCGGGCUUGUGAGACCCUUGUAGAGCGGGUGGGCCGCAGUACCGUGGAUCCCGUCGACCCAGUGGAUCCAGCCGACCCGGUGGACAGUGGGACUGAACGCCUGCUACCCCCUGUACUGGCCAAGGAGGAGAGUGGCGGGGUGGCAGCAGGGCCAGGCAGCAGCAAGCGGCGGCAGAAGGAGCAACAGAAGGAACACAAGGAACAUCGGAGGCACAGGCGCGCCUGCAAAGACAGUGUGGGCCGCAGGCCCCGCGAGGGGCGGGCCAAGACCAAGACCAAGGCCCCCAAAGAAAAGAGCCGCCGCGUGCUGGGGAACCUAGACCUGCAGAGUGAGGAGAUCCAGGGGCGGGAGAAGGCCCGGCCUGAUCUAGGUGGGACCUCCAAAGUCAAGCAACCCACAGCCCCAGCCCCCACGUCAGCUCCUGUACCUUCUGCCCAACCCAUUCCCCCAUCAGUCCCUGUUCCCGGGAAGAAGGCUCGAGAAGAGGCUCCAGGGCCCCCAGGCGUCAGCCGGGCCGACAUGCUGAAGCUGCGCUCGCUGAGUGAGGGGCCCCCGAAGGAGCUGAAGAUACGCCUCAUUAAGGUAGAGAGUGGUGACAAGGAGACCUUCAUCGCCUCUGAGGUGGAGGAGCGGCGGCUGCGCAUGGCAGACCUCACCAUUAGCCACUGCGCCGCCGAUGUCGUGCGUGCCAGCAAGAAUGCCAAGGUGAAAGGAAAGUUUCGAGAGUCCUACCUUUCCCCUGCUCAGUCUGUGAAACCGAAGAUCAACACUGAGGAGAAGCUGCCCCGGGAGAAACUCAACCCUCCAACACCCAGCAUCUAUCUGGAGAGUAAGCGAGAUGCCUUCUCGCCAGUGCUGCUGCAGUUCUGCACAGACCCUCGAAAUCCUAUCACCGUCAUCCGGGGCCUGGCAGGCUCCCUGCGGCUCAACCUGGGCCUCUUCUCCACCAAGACGCUGGUGGAGGCGAGUGGGGAGCACACUGUGGAGGUGCGCACCCAGGUGCAACAGCCCUCGGAUGAGAACUGGGACUUGACUGGCACACGACAAAUCUGGCCCUGUGAGAGCUCCCGUUCCCAUACCACCAUUGCCAAGUAUGCACAGUACCAGGCUUCAUCCUUCCAGGAGUCACUGCAGGAGGAGAAGGAGAGUGAAGAUGAGGAGUCAGAGGAGCCAGACAGCACCACAGGAACUCCUCCUAGCAGCAGUGCGCCAGACCCAAAGAAUCAUCACAUCAUCAAGUUUGGCACCAACAUCGACCUGUCUGAUGCCAAGCGAUGGAAGCCCCAACUACAGGAGCUGCUAAAACUGCCUGCCUUCAUGCGGGUAACGUCCACUGGCAACAUGCUCAGCCAUGUGGGCCACACUAUUCUGGGCAUGAACACUGUCCAGCUCUACAUGAAGGUCCCUGGCAGCAGAACACCAGGCCACCAAGAGAACAACAACUUCUGCUCUGUCAACAUCAAUAUUGGUCCUGGUGACUGCGAAUGGUUUGCUGUGCAUGAGCACUAUUGGGAGACCAUCAGCGCCUUCUGCGAUCGGCAUGGCGUGGACUACUUGACUGGUUCCUGGUGGCCAAUACUGGAUGACCUCUACGCUUCCAAUAUUCCUGUGUACCGCUUUGUGCAGCGCCCUGGAGAUCUGGUGUGGAUUAAUGCGGGGACUGUGCACUGGGUGCAGGCCACUGGCUGGUGCAACAACAUUGCUUGGAACGUCGGGCCUCUCACCGCCUAUCAGUACCAGCUGGCCCUGGAACGAUACGAGUGGAACGAGGUGAAGAACGUCAAAUCCAUCGUGCCCAUGAUUCAUGUGUCCUGGAACGUGGCUCGCACAGUCAAAAUCAGCGACCCUGACUUGUUCAAGAUGAUCAAGUUCUGUCUCCUGCAAUCCAUGAAGCAUUGCCAGGUGCAGCGAGAGAGCCUCGUUCGGGCAGGGAAGAAAAUCGCUUACCAGGGCCGGGUCAAGGAUGAGCCUGCCUACUACUGCAACGAGUGCGACGUGGAGGUGUUCAACAUCCUGUUUGUGACCAGUGAGAAUGGCAGCCGCAACACGUACCUGGUGCACUGCGAGGGCUGCGCGCGGCGGCGCAGCGCGGGCCUGCAGGGCGUGGUCGUGCUGGAGCAGUACCGGACAGAGGAGCUGGCACAGGCUUAUGACGCCUUCACGUUGGCCCCGGCCAGCACGUCGCGAUGAGACCGGACGCCCCGCCCGCCCGGCCCACAGGGCGCCGCGGGGCCACCAGCACACGCCUGGGCUGGACCUGGGUCCCGCCUCUGGCUGGGAAGGGAAGGGGGUCGGGCCCGGCCCUUCUACCUUAUUGGCAGCUCCCCUCACUUAAUUUAUUAAGAAUUUUUUUAAACAAAUAUGAGGAAAAAAAAGAAAAAAAAAAAGGGAGACGGGGGAGGGGGCUGGCAGCCCCUCGCCCACCAGCGCCUCCCCUCACCGACUUUGGCCUUUCUAGCAAGAGACACAAGGACCAGGCUCCGGCGGCGCGGGGUCGAUACGGGUUCCCUCGCCUGCCCCCGCGCCCGCCCGCCCGCUCGCGUGUACAUAGACUUACUGGCAGCCGAGGUUUUUAAUGAGAUUCUUUCUAUGGGCUUUACCCCUCCCCAGAACCUCCUUUUUUUUUUUUUUUUUUUUUUAAAUUUCCAAUGCUAGCUGUGAUCCCUGUACAUGUCUGUUUAUUCACUUGGUUAUGAUUUGUAUUUUUUGUUCCUUUUUUGUUUUUGGUUUUUAAUUUAUAACAGUCCCACUCACCUCUAUUUAUUCUUUUUUUUUUUUUUUUUGGGAAAACCUGACCUCCCGCACUCCCAAGCCAUCCCGCCCGCCCCUCGGGGACUCGCGCGCCCCAAUGUGUCUGGGCUCUGCCCCCAUCCGUCAGUCUCCGCCUGCCCCCCCCUCCGCCCCCGGCCUGCGGCUCCUGCCAGGCUCUCAUGGUGCUCAAACCUGCUCCCCUCCCACACGUCCUGCACUUUUCUCAGACCAGUCCCCCGACUCCCGACCCGACCCGACCCCUCCUGAGGGUGAGCGACUCCUGUACUGUAGGGGAAGAAGUGGGAACUGAAAUGGUAUUUUGUA
Messenger RNA from Dipodomys spectabilis (banner-tailed kangaroo rat), 6430 nucleotides. It is a transcript of the gene Kdm6b, whose product is annotated as lysine demethylase 6B. Gene Ontology annotation, cellular component: MLL3/4 complex. The transcript has 24 exons. NCBI's taxonomy places the organism in Eukaryota, Metazoa, Chordata, Mammalia, Rodentia, Heteromyidae. The record is from RefSeq and is a predicted model, not a curated record. Gene Ontology annotation, molecular function: histone H3K27me2/H3K27me3 demethylase activity; RNA polymerase II cis-regulatory region sequence-specific DNA binding; chromatin DNA binding. Gene Ontology annotation, biological process: regulation of gene expression; heart development. Bases 521 to 5545 code for a protein of 1674 amino acids.